UUUAUUCACAAAUUGUUUCCAAGUAAAUUUCAAUGGAAGUCAUGAUUCGAGCUAAUCACAAGGUUUGAGAAUUUUGGGGUUUUAUCGACUUCAAUAGUACAGCAUGACUGCUUCGAAUGCUACUUGUGCUGUUUGUAAAAAACCAGCUAGGUACAAGUUGCCAAAAACAGAAGUUCCCUAUUGCAGUGUUGUAUGCUUUCGGCAGCUUUCUCAACUAGGAAAUACAGUAGCUUCCAGUCUGAAUCCUGACGGUGAAAGUUCCGUUGUUCCCUUGCCUCCUGCUAGUGAAAGUUUCCAAACUGCAAAAGGGGAAGUAGAUGAGGAAAGAGAUAAGCAGUUUCUUCAACUUGCACAGUCCACUUUUAUGCAGGAAUUUCUUCGCGACAAAAGCUUUUGUCAAGAACUUCAAGGCAUUGCCCAAUCAGAAGACCCGAUAGAAAGUCUUGCUCUUGUAAGAAGGCACGAGAAAUUCGUGCGGUUUGAACGUGUAGUCUUUUCAUUCUUCAACAUAACAGACGAUCAAGUAUAGUUUAUGGCGUUGGAGAGUUUAAAAAAAGAUGGACUUCAGAAGCAGCAGCCCUAUACUUGUGAUGCAGGGAAACUGCAAAGAGCAAAGUUGCAGCGAAGGGAAAACGUCCAGUCAAGGUAGUUGCAACUUGUGUCAAAGUCCAUUCAUGUUGUUCUUCCCAUAUGGAAAAAGGCAAACGUUCAAGUAAUAACACCAGGUCUGUAUAUCGCUUCAAUAAUAAAUGAUGUGGCUGUAGUUCCAAGAGCGCCGUCUUGAACCUGUCAAGAACCGCUACAAUAGCUAUUUUUAGUUGACAAACGAGAUAUUCUGGUAUUUGUAUCAUGUCGGUGUGAAAAAAGAUUUGUAAACAUUUCUCGGAAGCAGUCUCUUGUAUAUUCCCGUAGAUAAUAUCAGAAAAUAAUCCUAUCUGAGAAUGUCAGAAUAUAA
Messenger RNA from Galdieria sulphuraria, 955 nucleotides. RefSeq lists its product as hypothetical. Bases 104 to 529 code for a protein of 141 amino acids. NCBI's taxonomy places the organism in Eukaryota, Rhodophyta, Bangiophyceae, Galdieriales, Galdieriaceae. The transcript is spliced from 4 exons. The record is from RefSeq and is a predicted model, not a curated record.